GUGACCUCUACAUACAACAGUUGAAAACACUGGAGCUGAGGUUGAAUCGAUUGUGGAAUGGGCUGUGAAUUAAAAUUGAGCGAGGAGGUGAUUUGAAUAAUUAAACGUAUUACUCCUAGGUAUUACCUACGUCAAAAAGGCAUAUGUGCUCCGAGCCGCUUGAUUUCCGACUCUGGGUGCUCAGUGUGACAGUCGGUGUUGAAGAGUCUGUUCCUGCAGUGCAACAACAUGGGUGUGAUUGGCGUGCAGCUGGUUGUUACCAUGGUAAUGGCCAGUGUCAUUCAGAAGAUCAUACCUCACUACUCCUUUGCAAGAUGGCUACUCUGCAGUGGCAGUCUGAGGUGGUACCAGCACCCGACCGAAGAUGAGCUGAGGAGCCUCGCCGGGAAGCAGCAAAAAGGGAAGAACAAGAAGGAGAGGAAAUACAAUGGUCACAUAGACAACAAGCCACUCACCAUUCCCAAGGACAUUGACCUGCAGUUGGAAACUAAGACCAUCUCGGAAGUGGACACAUUAGCCUUGCACUACUUCCCCGAAUUCCAGUGGCUGGUGGACUUCACAGUGGCGGCCACGAUAGUGUACCUCAUUACAGAGAUCUACUACAGCCUGUUCGAGCCCAGCGGCGAGAUGAACAUCAGUGUGGUGUGGUGCCUGCUGGUUCUGGCCUUUGUGAUCAAGGUCCUGUUCUCUCUGACUGCUCACUACUUCAAGGUGGAGGAAGGCGGGGAGAGGUCUCUCUGCAUCACCUUUGCCUUCUUCUUCUUCGUCAAAGCCAUGGCCAUCCUCAUCGUCACUGAGAACUACCUGGAGUUUGGGCUCGAAACGGGAUUUGCGAACUUUUCAGAAAGUGCCGUGCAGUUUCUCGAGAAUCAGGGUCUGGAGUCGCAGGGUCCCAUCUCCAAACUGACCUUCAAGCUGAUCCUGGCCCUCCUCUGCUCCCUGAUCGGGGCCUUCCUGACCUUCCCUGGCCUGCGCCUGGCCCAGAUGCACCUGGACGCCCUCACCCUGACCACGGCCAAAGUUACGCAGACCCUGCUGCAUAUCAACUUUCUGGCCCCGCUAAUAAUGGUGCUCCUGUGGGUGAGACCAAUAACUAAAGACUACAUAAUGAACCCCACUCUGGGAAAAGAGAGUGUGCCUUUGAUGACGGAGAACACGUACGACACGCUGCGCCUGUGGGCCAUCCUGCUGCUCUGCGCCCUCCGGCUGGCCAUGAUGAGGCACCACCUGCAGGCCUACCUCCACCUGGCGCAGAAGGGCGUGUCCCAGAUGAAGAAGGAGGCGGGGCGAAUCAGCACCGUCGACCUGCAGAAGAUGGUGGCUCGAGUGUUCUAUUACCUGUGCGUGAUAGCGCUGCAGUACAUGGCCCCCCUGGUCAUGCUGCUGCACACGACCCUGCUGCUCAAGACCCUGGGAGGCCAUACCUGGGGCGUGUACCCCGAAGAGGAGCUGCCCUGCGACAUGAGCUCCGACCCGGCGGCGGCGGCGGCGGCUGUGGUCCAGCCCCAGCUCCCCCCCGCGGCCCCGCAGGCCCCCGUCUCAGUGGCCCAGCUCUCCAUGGCCCUGGGCGGCCUGAGGAACGUUUUCAGCCCCCUGCUCUUCCGCGGCCUGCUGUCCUUCCUCACCUGGUGGAUCGCCGCCUGCCUCUUCUCCACCUCCCUCUUCGGCCUCUUCUACCACCAGUACCUGAUGGCGGCGUGAGGCCCCGGGGUCCCCCGCCCCCGGUUUGUCCCAGCUCGGCCCCGGCACGGAAGGACACGGCCAGCUCCGCGCUCUUCCUCGCUUGGGGGGCCGCAGCGUCGGAGCCUCCUGCCCACUGUGCUUCCUCCUGGGACGUCUCCCUCACCCUCUCCAUUUCUUCAGAGAACUCGACUCACUAAACUCCAUUAGCAGUGCAGCGAAAAUAUAUAAUAUUAUGUGUGGGUGUGUGCGCGCACAUACACUCGCACUAGCGUUUAGUGCGGGUGUAUGUACGCUGUACUUAUGUAUGUGUGUGUAUAUGGACCGCCAGUUUGUGUGUAAAUAUACUCACACGCACACACCGACACACAUACGCGCACAUACCGGUCUUGCACAGACUAGCAGUGGUGGUUUCUGGGCUUUGCGGUCCGGAGGGAGGAGGAAGGGAGCACAGGUUUGAAAGGGCCGGCGGACUCGGGCUGUUCGGGACUACAAACGCCUGGGGCAAGCCGAGGAGAGGGAGAGAGAGAGGGAGAGAGAGAACACACCGAGCACCAGCUCCGGGCCGUUAGGAUAUAUUUAGGCUCCUCUGGACGGACGGAGGGAAUGUGUUGAAGGGGAGAUGGGAGGGUGGGGGGGAGGGUAAAAAGACAUUUUUAAUAUAAUAGUUUCUUAAUGUGUUGUAUUUUUAUGCCCAGUUGAAACUGAGCCAUAUUCGACGAGAGUGGAACAAUCGGCGUGUUUUUUGACUUGUCCCGCAUAGCUGAGCUACAGGAGAGACGGAGCGGUUUCUGCUGUGUGUGUGUGUGUGUGUGUGUGUGUGUGUGUGUGUGUGUGUGCAGGUGCACGUGCUUGUAUGUGUAUGGUCGUGCAUAUAUACAUGCAUACCCGUGUACAUGCACAUGCAUGCAGAGGUAAUUGUAGGUACACGUGUGUGUACAUGUAUGUGUGUGUGUAUGCGUACAUGUGUGCGUUCGUAUGUGCGGGAACGCACUCAACCCCCAGAGAGGCGGAGGCUUCUGUGCAAGUGCCCUCCAGCUGAGCAACCCCCGCCCACCCCCACCCCCACCCCCCCACGCAGAGGAUCGUUACUGAACAAAGAGGCACUUUGAUCGAAACGCCUUCGCCGACAGGGCGGACGUGCACACCGCCGUUAAACGCGCGCUAAAGAAGCCACCACCCCUCUCCACAGUCCCGCCUUUUCACUUUUGGGUUCAGGGGUCAGGGGUCAGCGCCCCUGCCAUGCCCAAUACUCCACCUACAUUUCACCUUUGUGUUACGAUGAACGAUGUAUGGACAUUUUUGGAUGAGGUGCCAAGUUUGAAGUUUUUUUUAUUUUUAUUUUUUUCUUUCCGAUCUGUGAAGAUGCUGAUUGGCGGUUUAUAGUGUGACCCUUACAGUGUCCAUCUUGGGCGGUAGGUCAGGAUGAAACCUGUGUAUCCGCCUCUCGAUGUCAGGUUUGCGUAAUAAUAGACUUUGGAGCACAGGAAUGCAGAGUUUGUGUACAGUGUACACUCGGUACACUCGAUGCUGUAAGUUAUGGGUGUCUGUUCUGAACAUUCAGAAGUGAAGACGGUUUUAUUCGGGCUUUGCGAGAACUGAGCCGUGUGUCCAAGUCCGUUUGUUUUAGUCGAAAACACGAAGUCGCUAACUGAGCUUGCUGAGCUAUGUCACUCGCCUGUUUCGUCCCCCACCUUGCCAUAAUGUGGCCACCGCGAAGCAUGUCGGAUGCAGGAAAGAGUUGAAAAUCUAAUCGCUUUGCUUUUUUUAAAUUUUCUCUUUUCUCCCAGAAAUCUCUCUUAGAACUGUUCUGUCCGUUUUAGAGGUUAAUCCUGUCCUUUAGCUGGUGAUAAUUUUCCUGUGUUGUUUUUUUUUUUAAUAUACAGGGAAUAUGCACUGUAAAAAUGUAUCCGUCCUGCCUAAUUUUUAAUUAUGUUGAUUACAUGCAAGUGUGAAUUCAACCUCCCAACAUGCGAGUGUGAAUUUGAACCUCCCAACACUCCAUAGGCUGCUCCCAUUGGCCCAUGCACCCCCCAUGUGAGACUGUAAUGGCUAAUUAGAGGCGAGCGUGCUCAGUGUUGUCAGUAUCUUUCCUUGUUUGUGCAUCUCGCUGCUCCCUACGUGUGGGGUACAUUCCAGAUUCCCAGUCAAUAGUAAUUACCAUCAGGAGAACGGCCGCUACACAUUUUCUUGUUUUGUUCAGUCGCUCUCGGGUUCGUUCUGCUUAAUUGCGGAAAAGUGAACAAUCGAAAUCAGAAUCUGGGUUGCUGUCUGUCGCCACACGCAGGCAGAUGCCUCUGUAGUUCAGCCCCAUUGGCUGGGUCAAGGAUUGGGCCCGCCCCUUUAUUAAACACAGGCUUGCCAGCCAAUGUUCUGCGAGGUUACGCCUACCGUUUUCACCCCGUUUGCUUUCCCAGUGUUUCCUCUCUUCGUUGUGAACGAAGAACCGGGUUUGCCGUAAACCGUCACGUUCAAUGGUUCUGGUUCACUGCUGAAGGGUAAAUCAAAUGGAAUCGGUACGUUGGGUCCUGUUGGCCCAUCGUCGAUUGGCGCACAUUCAUUGCGGUUCAGCUAACUUCACCCAAAAUCCCGUUUUAAGAGUUUUAUUUAUCGUAGCCGUUAUAAUAACCGUACACACGCCUAAUCUUACCGGAAUCAGCGUUAAGGACGGGUGUCCCCGCAUGUACUUGUUUGGAUUUGUUUAAGUCGAAUCACUUGUAAAUCAGACUGAUUGUAUUGGUUUCCCUCCUCCCUGUCUCCCCAGUCAUUUAGAAUGAAGGUUCCACUGUACCAAUCUGCAUUAAUCAUUGUUUGUCCAUUAACAAUCACAUUGGUUUUUUUUUUACAUCAGGUCUAAACAAAGCUAUUUCUAUUUUUAUUUACUUCUGCUUGUAUUUGUUUGUGUGUUUUUUCUCUCUUUCUCUCUGAAAUAAUCAGUCUUUGUUGGAAGGGUUUUUUAUUUUAAUUAAUUUUUUUUUUUUUACUUGAUUUACUUGAAGUUCCCGAUAAAACACUGGUUAAUUUUCCUGUGAUUAGCCUCCUUAAUCCCAUUGGUUAAGAGGGUGUGGUCUUAAUUGAUUAAUGCCCAAUGUAUGGUAUGGGGACUGGCCACUGAGGAUAAACAUUUAACGGCCCAUGAGGUGUAGGCGUACGCUCUGAGAAACGGGUGCAUUUUGUUUUAGUCUUGGAGGUCGGUCAGAACUUUAUGGAUCAUACCGCACAUCAGCAGUUCCUUGCAAUGUUAUGUUUUAAUUGUCAGUAAUCACAACAGUAUGAAUGGGAGCACCAGUUGAGAAUUUAUAGCCAUUUUAAUUAUCCUGAAAUCAAGGUAAUUUUGGUCAUGUUAGAAAGCCUCCUCUUAAAAGGCAAAAAAUGUUAACUUAACAUUAGAAUCAAAAUCUCUGGACUAUCUGAAAAACUGCCUAAUUUUGUGGUGUUCGUGUUUGAGGUUUAUUUAUCCCACGACAUGUGACUUAUUUUAAAAUGCUUCUUUUUAAACCGUUCAAGCCCACAAUGUAAGCAUAUGAUGGUACUUUUGGAUUCACUUGUAAUGACUUUGUUGGUUGAUUGGCCACUGGCAGUCGUCUCCCGGUUUUGCUGGGAUACGACUGGUUUCCAAGAGCGUAGCUCGCCGACGCAAGACAUUCCUUCUGGCAACCUGCGUUACCGCAAGCGUAACGGUGUUAAAAUUUCAGUGCACUUUUAUCAUCAUCCUAACAGUCUGCCUGUUACGCAACCUUUUAAUGGCGGACAUUUUGAUGAGCCCGGAAAGGCCACAGAGAACUGAAUUUGAUUUGACGGGGCUGUUCUGAAUGGCCCCUGUACAAGCAGAUUGUCAGUGGUGCAUGGGUGUCUAACCAUAUCUCUUCAUACUACAGAUGUUUUCUUGUCUUAUGGCAGCCUUUCAAACUUUAAUGUCUUAACUACAGAAGAAUGGCGAAAGUCAAACAUGGCUCAGUAUCCAUCUGAACGUUCGGCUCUUGUUGAACCGCUGUGGUAAAAUCUUUCAAGUCACAAAGUGGGGAUAGUUCUUCGAAGGAAGCGGUUCCAAUUAGAGAGCCCGAAAGACGUCCGCACACCGCUGUCGCGAUGUCAUCGUAGCUACCUGUACUUGAGCCCGCUGCUUUUUGUCGAUUUUAAUCUCGACAUGUCAGUGUUGGAUCGUUCUGCAUGCAAGUUAUACGUGUUAACACUUUUAAGCUUAAUUUAAUUUAAUUUAGUUUUAUGCGGUGUGGACUGAAGUAUGAGGCAAAAUCAAUUGAAGAAGGAGAAUACCAAAGACAACAUUUCAGAAUAAUAUAUUAAAGUACAUUUUAGGUAUGCUCCCCACUUCCUGGUUUGAAGUCAUGAGAUCCUGCUUUAGCACAUGCAUGACGUAAGUGAACAAUGGAUGAUUUGAAAGGACUAGGAUUGUUUUUUUUUUUUUAUUUGUUUUUUUUUGUUUAAGUCGUCGGCAUGCCAUGUGUUUUGUGACAUAGCUCCUUGGACUUAUUUGCUCAAAGUCAAUGUGUUAACCAACAAAUAAUUACUUAUUUUUACGGAUUUAAAACUGACUGAUUUUAUACGUUGUCUGAAGUCUUGAAAGCUGUAGACUAACUUGAAUAAAGUGGCAUUGUUUUGUAAAUUUUA
Molecule: messenger RNA, 6309 nt
Organism: Anguilla rostrata (American eel)
Lineage: Eukaryota; Metazoa; Chordata; Actinopteri; Anguilliformes; Anguillidae
Gene: tmem161b
Product: transmembrane protein 161B
Exons: 12
Coding region: 229-1701 (490 amino acids)
Source: RefSeq, a predicted model, not a curated record